GUCAUGAGCUAGAAGUGGCUCAGAUUGGCAACACGGCAGAGGAGUCCUCCUACACUGUUGGACGGUUAGAUGCCAACUCAGGAGACGAUGACAUCCUUAACCUGAGGUCCCAUGAUGACAACCGCAAUUUACAACGACUGUCUGCCCACCUUAGCAUGCCCGGGGAAGUUGAAAAUGACAACAGAGCAGUAGAAGCCAGAAUCAGACGAGCAUCUGAGUCCAGCCAGACAUCCCAAAAAUCAAUGUCAAGUAAAAGAAAGAGUGGAGAUUUUGCACCAGAAAAAGAAAGUGGCAUAGGGGUAACUACGCCAUCUGCAAAAGAUCGCAUUUUGGCUUCAUCCAAGUCAAUAACAUCAGAGAUCUUUAAAAUUGGCACCAAGGUUCUCUCUCCUACACGUGAGAAGCUAGCAAAAACUGAAAACAGAAAUUCAAACGCUUCCCUGAGUAGCAACAGUAGCAGUGGAGAACGUCCUGUGCUAAUGACGCGCAAGCAGUUGGUAGAUCCCUUUGCAUCAGAUGAUGAAGAUGAGCCAUCUGCCCCACCUGCAACCCAGGAGCAGCCACCAGCAAGUCAACAAGACAUUUCUCAUAAUGAUGAUACCUUCAACCAAAACAACAGAAAUUCACAGUCACCAAGAUCUCCUCCAACUUCACCUACUGAAGAGCGCCCAUCAUCCCGACAUGAAGAGCUUAAAGAAAGAGCAAGACACCUCUUAGAACAGGCAAGACGAGAAGCACAAACCCGUGGGCCUCAGCGAUCAUUAUCAAAGUCUGUUGUUGGUAGUUCACCCACAGCAGUAAAGGUAAACCUGAAACCUGCUAAAUGUAUUUAA
Molecule: messenger RNA, 833 nt
Organism: Penaeus vannamei (Pacific white shrimp)
Lineage: Eukaryota; Metazoa; Arthropoda; Malacostraca; Decapoda; Penaeidae
Source: RefSeq, a predicted model, not a curated record